AUGGCCGGCGCCCUGCAAAACCUCGCCGUCAACAUCUUCUUCAAAAGCCCCCCCCAGCCCGCCAAAACCGACGCCGACGCCGACGCCCCUCCCGCCUACAACGGCCUCGUCUACACGCCCCCCUCGCCGCACACCCUCGCACCCCCCAAACCGCCCAAGCCACCGCACUCCAACGCCACCCUCCCCCGCCGCUUCCCAUGGCGCGACCUGGUCCUGCAGCUCUUCGCCCUGGGCGUCAGCGCCCUCGCACUCGGCAUGACGGCCUUCGUGGUGUGGGUCUUUGACAACAACCCAGCGCAGACGUUCCAUACAGACAUUGUGUCGGGCUGGUCCACGGCCAUCACGCUGAACGCGGUGCUGGCGUGGCUGGCCGCCGUGGCCAAGUUGAGCCUGAUGUGGCCGCUGGCCGAGUGUAUUGGGCAGAUGCGGUGGGUGCUGUUUGCGGAGCGGCCGAGGAAGCUGGCCGAUUUUGACAGCAUUGGGGGCGCGGGGAGGGAUGUGUUUGGGGCGGUGAGGUGGAUCUUCAAAUUCCGGAGGGGCCUCCUCGUCCACUUCGGCGCCGCCCUCAUUCUCCUCUCCCUCGGCCUCGACCCCGCCAUCCAACAGCUCACGACCUACGAGCUCCGCAGCGUCCCCGCCACUCCCGACAUCGCCGCCCGCCUCUCCGCCAACCCGUCCUACACGCCGACCCGCGGCUUCAGUCGCGGGCUGAUCCUCGCCACGCCGCGCGCCCUCCUCUGGGGCGCCAACUCCGCGGUCCUCGGCGACCCCGUCACCACCGCGCACUCCUGCCCGUCGGGCACCUGCACCUACCCGGACACAACCUCCGUCGGCGUGUGCAGCGCCUGCGAAGAAAUCACCGACCAGCUCACCCGCAACUGCACGGCGCUCACGGCGAGGAACAAGCUCUGCCAGGGCGCGACAUGCUUCACGAGCGGCCAGCUGUGCACAUACACCUACAACGCGACCUCCGCCGGCGGCGGGACGACGUUCCUGUCCAUCAAUGCCGAGGGCGGGAACUCCACCGUGUCCGGCAGCACGGUGACCAUCCCCGCCGACAGGAUCGUGAUGACGGCGCUGUACAUCCAGCCCGAUAACGCGACGGCCGCGACGACUCAGAACCUCCCGAUUGCGCCUGGGUAUGUGGCGGAGGGCGGGUCGCACAUGGCGCGGGGCUACACCUGCGCGCUCCGCUUCUGCGAGCAGGCGUACUCCGCGCAGGUCGUGAACGGGACGUUCAGUGAGACGCUGGUCAAUGCAUCUUCUGUCGACUCGUUCUCGCUGCCCGUUCCGCAGAUCAGCGAGAUCACCGACGAGCUCCUGAACCGGGCGCUCCCCCUCUCGGCGAGCGGCAAGACGAACGUCUCGAUUGCGGCGCUGUUCGCCAUGGGGACUGGCCUCGCUGUGAGUCUGAGCGGUAACGCAACCGUGUUGACGGCUGAGCCCGGGCCCGGCGAGGUGUCGGAGCUGCACCGCGGGCUGUAUAUUGACCUGCUGACGGCGGAUCUUGGGGAUGUGAUGGGCAAUGUGACGGCGAGCAUGAGUGCUGCGGUGAGGAACGAGGGGGCGGGCGUGGAGGGGGUGACGCUGGUGGUGGAGAGCUGGAUGGUGGCAAGGUGGGCGUGGUUUGCGUGGCCGGCGGGCGUGUGGGUGGGUGUCUUGGUGCUGCUGAUGGCGGUGGUGAGGGGGACGUGGGUGGGGAGGAGCGGGUGGAUGGGCGGGAGUGCGGUGGCGGGGAUGCUGGUGGGGUUGGAGGCGGGGGUGAGAGCGGAGGUGGAUGUGAUGGGUGGGGCUGUGAAGAGGGAUGAGGUGAGCGGCGGGCUGGGGGCGUGGAGGGAUAAGUGGAGUGUAAGGGGGGUAGCGGAGGAGCUAAAGGUAAGCACGGGGGUAGCGGAGGAGGGAGGCGUGAGGGUGGUGAGGUUUAGGAGGGGGGAGUAG
Molecule: messenger RNA, 1938 nt
Organism: Morchella sextelata
Lineage: Eukaryota; Fungi; Ascomycota; Pezizomycetes; Pezizales; Morchellaceae
Exons: 2
Coding region: 1-1938 (645 amino acids)
Source: RefSeq, a predicted model, not a curated record